This is a messenger RNA of Rana temporaria (common frog), 989 nucleotides long. RefSeq names its product troponin I3, cardiac type (gene TNNI3). Bases 85 to 813 code for a protein of 242 amino acids. Gene Ontology annotation, cellular component: troponin complex. Lineage: Eukaryota; Metazoa; Chordata; Amphibia; Anura; Ranidae. The transcript is spliced from 10 exons. Gene Ontology annotation, biological process: muscle contraction. The record is from RefSeq and is a predicted model, not a curated record.
GCUUCUUUCUCCUGGAACCCUUCAAAGAGAGCAUACCUUCUACCGCUAUCUGGACCUUCUGAGAUAUACAGAGAAGAAGUAAAGAUGUCUGAUGGGGAAGAAGUAACAUAUGAAGAGGAGGAAGAGUAUGAAGAAGAAGAAGUUGAAGAGGAAGAACCGGAGCCACCCAAACCCACACCUCCUCCAGUCACUGCGCCACCACUUAUCCGACGAAAAUCAUCAGCCAAUUACCGCUCCUAUGCCACCGAGCCUCAUGCUAAGAGAAAACCAAAGAUUACUGCAUCCCGGAAACUGCAGUUGAAGGGUCUGAUGCUUCAAAUUGCUAAGCAUGAUAUGGAACAGGAAGAGGAAGAUAGAGCCCAAGAGAAAGAGAGAGUCUUGGCUGAGCGCUGUGCACCUCUUCAACUUUCUGGAUUGUCAGUUUCUGAGCUUCAGGAUAUGUGCAGAGAGCUUCACACCAGGAUUGAUGUUGUGGAUGAAGAAAGAUAUGACAUGGAAGCCAAAGUGAAUAAAAGUGUUAUUGAGAUUGAGGACUUGAACCGGAAGAUUUUGGACCUCCGAGGGAAGUUUAAACGCCCAGCACUGCGGAGGGUACGCUUGUCAGCAGAUGCCAUGAUGCGAGCACUUCUGGGCACAAAACACAAGGCAGCCAUGGAUCUAAGGGCCAACCUCAAACAAGUCAAGCAAGCUAAAAAAGAUGAAACAGAUAAGGAUAAACUGGAAGUUGGUGACUGGAGAAAAAAUGUUGAUGCCCUGAGCGGAAUGGAGGGCAGGAAAAAGAAAUUUGAAUCCUCUGGCGCUGUACAGUCCUAAAAAGGUCAGGAAAUGGAUCCGACAGCAUCAUCCUGCAGGACCCAUCGCCCCUUCGUUGAGGUGUUUUUACCAUUUUUAAUAUUUAGUGAUCAUUAUAAAAGAAUCUCAACUUUCCAAAUCACAUUUACAUACCACUUCUGUUUCUUUGUCAUUAACAAAUAAAUAAAUAAAAUACA